CUAAGCGAAACCAUCCGAUUUUGAAAUAUAUGGGAAAUAAAUAAAUAAACGUGGUGGUACCACGUGCUUCUCACGUGGCAAGAAGUUGGCCUUCAAUAAGCACUGGAACAAACUUUGAAACAUGGCCGAUGGAGGUUCAUCCCUGCAGGUCUUCGCUCUGCGCCUGGCCCCUGGUGAGGAGCUGCUCUCCUCUCUGCUCUCGUUUGUGGAGGAGAGGAAACUCCGGGCCCCGUUCAUCAUCACCUGUGUGGGGAGCGUCACCAAGGCAACGCUCCGGCUGGCAAACGCCACCGCAGGGAAUACCAAUGAGGUGAUUCAGCUGAACGAGCGCUUUGAGAUUGUGUCUUUGGUGGGAACACUGAACAAGGAGGCUCAUCUGCACAUCUGCCUCGCUGAUAAAGACGGGAAGACUGUCGGUGGUCACGUCCUCGGUGACCUGGAGGUGUUCACUACGGCCGAGGUGGUCAUCGGAGAAGCGACCGACCUCCAGUUUAGCAGAGAAAUGGAUGCACACACUGGCUUCCCUGAGCUGGUCAUUCAUCCUCGCUAUGAGAAAGCAGUUUAACUGCUGUGGCAGGUGACAAUUACCAGUAUCCUUGUUUUGUUGGUGUUUAUAAACUAACUACAAACUGGGUGAAUUCCUGUGUUUCUGCUUUUCAUAAAAUUGAACAUUUAUCAGUGUUCAGCAAUUUCUUCACAGCUGGAAACCAUUUAAAAUGAGUUUUUAUUUGACAGACAUUUCAUAUUAGGCUGUUAGGAGAUGGGUAUCUCUAAGAAAUGUUCAUGUUAAAAUACUAUACAUGCACAGUAUAUAUGAUUGUACUCCAUCAGUCUGUCCAUUCCUCAAACACAAGGAGAUGCUGUGUGGUGAAGAGCUAAAGUACUAAGACCAAACUAACAUCCCAAAUAUUUCUCAGAUCUGUUUGAGUAUGGAUGAGGAUAUUUAGCUCCAAAACAGUCAGUAAGAUCCACUUAAAUACCGUAAUUUUCUCAACUAUUAGCUGUGGCUUAUAUAUUGAUUUAGCAAAAUGUAUUCAGCUAUGAGGUUAAUACAGGGGGGCAGUUAAUAUGGUUUUGUCUUUUAAUUUGCAUAAAACACUGUCAUGCGGCUAAUACACAGGAAAUUACUGCAGAAUUAAAGCAUGUUCUCUUUU
Alosa sapidissima (American shad) is the source of this 1154-nucleotide messenger RNA. Its product is annotated as bifunctional protein GlmU-like. Bases 122 to 565 code for a protein of 147 amino acids. The record is from RefSeq and is a predicted model, not a curated record. Lineage: Eukaryota; Metazoa; Chordata; Actinopteri; Clupeiformes; Clupeidae. The transcript is spliced from 3 exons.